Cladophialophora psammophila CBS 110553 is the source of this 1365-nucleotide messenger RNA. RefSeq lists its product as uncharacterized. The transcript is spliced from 2 exons. Gene Ontology annotation, cellular component: mitochondrial outer membrane. The record is from RefSeq and is a predicted model, not a curated record. Gene Ontology annotation, molecular function: ATP binding; ATP hydrolysis activity. Lineage: Eukaryota; Fungi; Ascomycota; Eurotiomycetes; Chaetothyriales; Herpotrichiellaceae. Bases 1 to 1365 code for a protein of 454 amino acids.
AUGAUAAACCACACCGAAAGCAUCUCAUAUGAAGCAAAGACUGUGGCUCAAAAGAACGAGGAUAGAGAGGAGGUUGCCGGAGCUCCGGGAUCCAUGGCAUCAGAAGAACGCCCUGCGAAGGUCAAUGAGAGGCAUGUCAUUCUGAAUGCACCAGAAGCGGAUGCCACUGAGAAUAUACCUGAAGAGAACGACCAAUUCUCUGGAGCCGAUUCGGAUUCAGAAACGUAUGACGACUCGGACUCAAAUGAUGUCGCAAAUUUGAACCCGGAAUCCGAUUCAGAGUUGGAUUCAGAUUCUGAUACGGAAUCAGAUAGGGAGAUACUGCGAUAUUUGGAUAAACUAAAUGGCUACCGAAGAUGGAAAGGUGCCAGUGGCACACAUAAUGACCUUCGGGAUAGCCUUAUAGGACCUGAUGAUAUUCAAGUCACAUUUGACGAUGUUCACAUUACUCCGGAUGCCAUCGAAGCCCUGGACCCAAUUCUGCUACAAUUAGAAAUGCCUGAUCAGUUCAAGUUCGGCUCUCUCGCUCAGCAUCCCUCCACCGGAAUUCUCCUCUAUGGACCGCCAGGCACUGGCAAGACCCAGCUUGUCCGGGCGUUUGGUAAAACGGCGAAUGCAACAGUGCUAUCAUUGACUGGGGCCGAUUUCCGACACAACCAUGUUGGCGAGAGCGAGAAGAGAAUUAAACAGAUAUUUUCUUAUGCUCGCGAUCAUAAGGGUUCAUUCGUCAUCUUCAUUGAUGAAGCCGACUCCGUUUUCCGAAGUCGAUCCUUAGACGGCAACUCGGCUUCCUAUGCGGCUGAUAUCAGCCAAUUCCUGGCCGAAAUGGAUGGUAUAAACUCAACUGGCCUUCGAAACGUGAUAGUGAUUGCUGCCUCGAACCGACCCUUUGACAUUGACGAGGGAAUUUUGCGUCGGCUGAACCGCCGUAUUCUAGUCGAUGUGCCAACCAAGGAUGAUAGGGAGGCGAUUCUGAGAAUCCAUCUCAAGAAUGAAGAGCUCGCGGACGAUGUCAAUCUCAGUGAGCUGGCCAGGCUAACAGGUGAUUACACCGGCUCCGACCUGAGGGACUUGGUUUACGAGGCGGCGCUUGUCGCUCUGCGCGAAAUCAGAUUUCAUUCGAUGAACGGCAACCCCAAGUUGGCGAGACCGGUCAAAAUCGAGGGGCAGCGGCGUCUUCUACAGUGGAAGCAUUUUCGAGCUGCUAGGAAGCAAAUCCGGCCUUCUCCAAAGUCUGACACGGCGGAGAAGGUAAGAGAAUUUCACAAUAGGUUCGGCAAUAUGUCUCAGAAGCCAGCGGCCUCUUCCCUGAAGCAUAACAUCGUGAACAACAACAGGGGAGAAGCAAUUCAAAACCAUCACUGA